Closterium sp. NIES-67 is the source of this 4830-nucleotide messenger RNA. NCBI's taxonomy places the organism in Eukaryota, Viridiplantae, Streptophyta, Zygnematophyceae, Desmidiales, Closteriaceae. The record is from the annotation of a GenBank genome assembly.
CGGAGGGUUGAGGUGCCUGCUCUACUGCAUGGUGCCUAUGUUUCUGUUUCUGCACUGUUGCCUUUCCUGCUUAGUCUCCCCAGUCUCCACCAUCUCCCUUUCACCUCAGUGCUUCAGGAAUCAGGAUGCAGAACCCCCCAAUUCCGAGCCAUGUGACUCUGCCAAGUCGUUCUGUUACUCUAGCACUGCCCUCUUAGCGUGCGCUUUAUUUCUGCUGGUGCACACUGUGCUUGUACUUGGUUCGGCUGGCGCUGACGUGUCAUUUUUAGCAUGGCUGAACAGGCAGGGCCAGUUAGCUGCAAGAGCUUUAGGAAGCAGAGCACGGAGCGGGUUAGGGUUACAGUCUGGUGGCCGGUUCAGGUGCCGUUGGAAGGCGAGCGACAGCGGUUACUAGGAUGGAUCGAGUCAGCCGACGUUGGCGAAACUCGCGAAGUCAAUGUCAUCGUCGCAGCUGCGACUCCCCCAUGCUCGGGUCGCAACGACGAAGUGAAAGGGGACCUAGACCCGUCUAACAGCUACAAGAAAUCCACUCCCGUUGACCAGGAUAGCUGCAAGGCUCCUGCGACAAUCCCCGACGACAGUUCCAGCGCUGGCAUGAAGCGCUGCGACCUAGACCCGUCUGCGUCUCCUUUAAACGGCCAUGAAAAUAGCCGGCCUGGCAAUAAUCCUCCCGCCGUUCACCAGUCGAAUGCAUUCGACGAGCCUGACCGUGCGUGCGUCGUCGCGGAAUGUUCGGUCCUUCCAGAACAUUCCAAUCUCUCCUCCUCGUCCUUCUCGUCCUUCUUCAGCCGGUUUUCCUCCGGAGCGAGCUCGCCUAAAGCGUCUGGCUGCUGCUCGCCUCGAUCGGCUUGGAGUUUCGGCGGCGACUCCGAUCGCUUGCAAGAUAUCGAGCCCUUAAACAUCGAUAAGAAGGAGAGCUUCAAGGAUGUAGGUCAAGAUGGCCAGGGUAGCAACGGAUCGGCUUUUUCGUCUAAGGUGCCGUUUACGUUGUUGUGGCGACGAAGAUGGCAGCAGCAGCGACAAUCGCCAACGUCGCCGGCGUCGCCAGUGUCGCCGUCAGGCGCUUCUGGUCCGGGGAGUCGCAGGAGGCGGCGGGAUCGGCUCCGCCUGUACGCGGUAAAGGAGCUGCGAUAUUGGACUGGUGGCGAAAUGUGGAGCUGAUCGGAAUGCGUAUGAACGUUGAUGCGUCCAGCGGCAGCUCGGACGACGAAGCUUCGAAGCAACCUGGUGGUACCAGGUCCGGCGGGGAAUCAGGCCAAUCCGGCCCUGCUUCCGACGAUUCGGCCGACUCUGCUACUGAUCCUGUCAGCACGGGCUCGCAGUCGGAUCCUGAUUCCAAGCCAGCAUCGGGAGCUUCGGCAGGACAGCCAUCGGACAUGGCGUCAGCUGGGCACCCAGUGUCCGCUCAGGUCGUUUUUUACGACCAGCCGAGCUUCCCCGGCCAUUUCUACGUGGCCGACUGCCGCAAGUGGAUGAGUGUGGUGCAGGGAGGGGAGGACGGGUCAGACGGGCCGGACGACGAAGGUUCGGGGAAGAACGCCGUUCCCUCGUCGCCGUCUGUGUCUUCGCCCGAGGCGGGGAGGGUGGGCGUGUGGCUGCGGUCGUUCUGGGCCAACUCGGGGCACCUCGACGCUCCCAGGGCGCAGAGAGCCAAGUCGCGAGGAUAUAGUGUUCCGUUUCACAAGCUCAACAUGGCACACGCUCUCGCUACUGCCUCUACUUCCCUUGCAACCGCUUCAACUACCCUCGGGUCUGCUACCACCUCUAUAGGUAGCACUAUCACCACUGCCACCACCACCAUCAGCACCACAACAUCCCGCACUCUUCACAGCUGCAGGCGGGGCGCUACAGCCACAGCGUCUGCUGCCGCUGCUACAGCCGCUACAGCCGCGAAUGCUGCUGCUGCCGCUACAGCCGCUACUGCAGCGACUGCAGCCACUGCCGCCAGUGCAGCUGCUGCUGCUACAGCCGCCACGGCUGCCACAGCUGCAACGGCUGCCACUGCAGCAGCGGCUGCUACAGCCGCGACGGCGGCUACAGCAGCGUCAGCAGCAGCUGCAGCGACAGCAGCAACGGCUGUGACUGCUGCCAGUGCGGCGGCUGCUGCUGGGGGUCGAUUCCGGGCGCUAUAAGGGGGUCGCCUGCUGUGAUCUCGACUGCUCUUGCGCGCAUCUUUUUCCUUGGAAAGACUCCAAAACCCAGCAAGGACGCCGAGCCCGGUGCACCUACAGACCCUUCAGCAGAUGAGGAACUGUGUACUGCAGUGAGUGCAGUAUCCGCUGCAGCUGAAGCGGGCUCGGUAGGGACAUCUGCAGGAGAAAACACAGGUGACAGCGGCGGAAAGGGGGGCCCAGACGAAGAGGGGGGAGGGUUGGGUCCGGGGGAGGUGGAACCAGGGCAGGGAGAAACCGGUCCAGAUUCAUUGCACCUGCAGCUUCUGGAGCAGCCUCAGGAGAAUGCUAUGAAGCAGACUAAGGCAGUGGAAGAAAAGGAAAUCCCAGGGGCAACCACAUACCCUCGUAAAGCGAAGGUGGCUAUAUGGGGGGCGGUUUUCGGGCUGAAUGGUGGGGAUACCAAGCAGGAGGUGAUUAUAGAGGGAGAGAUAGUAGAGGACGGUGAGGAAUCUGCAGCGUUGGAUGCUAUGGGGCAAGUUGGGCGGCUGAGUUUGGCUGUAGCGACUCAGAUUGCUGCUGCACCCGUGGCUCUCCUGCUGCUGUUACAAGAGGCGGGGGUGGUUACCAUCUCAGUGGUUACAUCCACAGGCAGAGCAGUUACCGCUGCUCUGAAGAGUAACUCUGCCACGUGGCAGUGCAUGAUUCGCCGGCAGCGGCUCAUCGCUUCCCUCCGUGCUGCCCUCCAAUCAGCGUCUUUCUUCUCAAACGAAGAAGACUUCACCGAAGGCCACGUGGCAGCAGCAGACCCUGGUCUUGCACCUGUUGACAAAGUCACCUUCGACUCGACCCUAAAAAUUAUCCAACAGUUCAGCAGCAGCAGCAGAUGGUCCUGCUGCUGCCGCUGCCACUCACUCACCUGAUCCAUCCACCCAAGGCACAUCGUUAAAAGCAUCCCUACCAUCGUCAACAGACCCGCCCGAAACGCUCCAGGUUAACGAGCCUUGUUUUCCUGCAGAUCCUGUAAAACCGGCUCCCUUCUCCCCUGAAUUCCCCAUUUCUGUCGAUUCCUCUGGAAAGCCCAAGAUUCCUCUGUAUUCCUCCAUGGACCUGCAUAUCGCCCAGCACCGCAUUGCAUCCCCUCUCACCUCGCUCCUCCUGGACCACUCCCUGGGGCUCCUCUUCUCCCUCCUCCUCCUCUUCUUCCUCCGAACCAUCGCCUCCGCCCUCUCCUCCCUCUUCCACUUCCUGACCAAUCACGUGCUCCGAACCAGCGUAGUCCUCUUGAUCUCUCAGCCCAUCGGGCUCAAGCUUAAUGAUGAGCUGACCGCUGCGUUCGGCGCCCUAUCCUGGCAAGCCCUGCAGGCUUGGGCUAGCUUCGGCAGCGCUUAUGGCUCGGUGCUGCCGUACCUGGCGGUCCUGGUGGUUGGUUCGGCGGGGCUGUUUCUGGGCAUGUCGGCUGCUGUGGGCGUGAUUGCGGACCUGGUGCUCCUGUCGAACCUCCAGCUGGCGCUCGUUCAUUGGUGCUUGACGCCCAUGUAUCGCAUGCAGCUGAAUGCAGUCAUUGCUCUCUGGCGCCUGUUCAAUGGCCUGAAGUGGAACCCCCUCCACAAGCGUAUCGACUCAGUCGAGUGCACGCUCGGCCAGUUGACUCUCGGCUCGCUGCUCUUCACCAUCCUCACUCUCCUCCUCCCCACCACCGCCAUCUUCCACAUCCUCUUCGCCUCCCUUUGCUUCGCGAUCUCCACCGUCCGUUCCGCCCUGCAAACCGUCGCCUCGCUGCUCCUCUCCUUCCCGGUCUACCUGGUCAUAGUGAGGGUCUACCGCCCGGAUCAGGUGCCGGGAGGGGUCUGGCUGGAGUUUGUGGGAGGAGGGCGGAGAGUAGGGAAAGGAGGGGGUGAGGGCUGGAAACGAGACGAUGGUCGACGUGUGGGGAUGGAUGGGGGGUUUGGGUCGACAGAGAGCAAGAGGGGGGAUGAGAAGGAGCAGGCGGAGCGGGCAUGCGGGGAUUGUGGAAGAGGGAGGAACGGGGCAUGUGGGAGUGGCGUUGGCGGUCGUUGUAGUGCAUGCACUGACAGCAGCAGCAGCAGCAACAGUGGUGAUGCUGUAGGGGUUGCUGCUGGGUCUGCUGGUGCUGCUUCUGAUGGUGCCCCUGCUGGUUGUCACUGUGCCAUGGAUGCAUCUGGAGCCUCACUGGGGCCCGCAGUUUCCGGUAUCCCCAACACAGGCUGCCUUGAUAUGCCUAGAAGCACUUCCGGUGGCGCCAGCAGCUCUACUCGCAAUGGGAGUGGAGGAGCAGGAGUUCCAAGUCAUGACAGAAUCAGCUCCCAUCAAAAUGACCUAAGAUGUACAAUGGCAGGAGACCUAAGCUGCGGAAGGCUAGGCAAUGGUGAUGCUAGCAACAAUUUCCGGGUGUACAGUGUGGAGGGGAGUCCACAUCUGUUCCUUCGUUCCUUCCCGGUGUCAUUUCAGGACAUGUUGAGCCGUGUGCGCAUGUUCCCUUCAGUGAAGAAAGCCAAGACGUAGAAACGAGGUUUGACUAAAAGUAGGGCUACCCUUUUAUUUGCGUAUUGUUAUUGACGUAAGCCAUUAUGUACGGUAGGUAGAGUGAGAAUUGGGUUGCCAGUACAACAGUUUUUUUGUUAUUCUACAUAUUCAAUGUUGAUGUCUUGUCAGUGUUGAAGACAUUGUUGGGAAAGUUGAGGGGUUCAAUAAACGG